This is a messenger RNA of Bolinopsis microptera, 2082 nucleotides long. RefSeq names its product rab GDP dissociation inhibitor alpha-like. Lineage: Eukaryota; Metazoa; Ctenophora; Tentaculata; Lobata; Bolinopsidae. The coding region runs from base 25 to 1368 and encodes 447 amino acids. The transcript has 9 exons. Gene Ontology annotation, biological process: small GTPase-mediated signal transduction; vesicle-mediated transport; proton motive force-driven ATP synthesis. Gene Ontology annotation, molecular function: Rab GDP-dissociation inhibitor activity; proton-transporting ATP synthase activity, rotational mechanism. Gene Ontology annotation, cellular component: cytoplasm. The record is from RefSeq and is a predicted model, not a curated record.
UUUGAGCCACUGCCACACACCAGUAUGGAUGAGGAGUAUGACGCUAUAAUCCUGGGUACAGGGCUUAAGGAAUGUGUACUGAGCGGGUUGCUCUCAGUAUCCGGCAAGAGAGUUCUACACAUGGAUAGGAACGGUUACUAUGGUGCUGCCUGUGCCAGCAUGUACCUCGAACAGUUGUUUGAGCACUUUGGAAAGAAGGAUUGCGACGUUUCUAGCUACGGCAAAUCUAGAAAUUGGAACGUGGAUCUUAUCCCCAAAUUCCUCAUGGCCGAUGGUGUGUUGGUUAAGCUUCUAAUCUACACUGGAGUGACUAGAUAUCUGGAAUUUAAACAAGUUGAUGGCAGCUACGUAUAUAAAGCCGGUAAAGUACACAAAGUACCCGGGACUGAGACUGAGGCACUCAGCUCAAGUCUUAUGGGAUUCUUCGAGAAGAAACGGUUCCGAAAUCUCCUACAAUUCGCUUUUAAAUACGAAGAAAGCGAAAAAUCUACCCAUGAAGGUUUGGAUCUCACUAAAGUACCAAUGAGUCAGCUUUAUGAGAAGUACAAUCUAGAUACAAAUGUGAGGGACUUUGUGGGCCACUCAAUCGCUCUUCAUAGGAAUGACAACUACAUCAACGAACCGGCCCUAGCUACAAUCAACCGGAUGAAACUGUACUUCAACUCCAUUGCUAAGUAUCAGAAGUCUCCUUAUCUUUAUCCCCUCUAUGGUCUCGGAGAACUUCCACAAGGAUUUGCCAGAUUGUCCGCUAUUUACGGUGGUACCUACAUGCUGAACAAGCCAUUUGAGGGAGUCACAUAUGGAGAGGACGGCAAGGUAACCGGAGUAACUUCUGAAGGAGAGACUGCCAAGUGUAAAAUAGUAGUGGCAGAUCCGUCUUACUUUCCGGAAAAGUGCACUAAAGCGGGCCAAGUUGUCAGGGCUAUCUGUUUACUGAAGAACCCUGUCCCGAACACAAACAACAACCAGUCCUCCCAGAUCAUUAUUCCUCAAAACCAGGUUGGUCGCAAGAGUGACAUCUACGUGCUGUGUGUCUCCUUCACACACAAUGUGACCGCUAAGGACUGGUAUGUAGCGCUGGUCAGCACCACUGUGGAGACUGCCAACCCUGAAGCUGAGUUGGAACCUGGCAUGAGACUCCUCGGACCUGUCUCUGAGAAGUUUGUCAGUGUGUCGGAUCUAUAUGUUCCUACUGAAAACGGGAAGAAAGAUAAUAUCUUCAUUUCUGAAUCAUUCGAUGCGACAACCCACUUUGAAACGACGUGUGAGGACAUCAUUAAAAUCUACGAGAACAUCACGGGAGAGCCGUUCGACUUCACCACGCUGGACAAGAAACUGGAGGAGUUCAAAAACCUGACGGAGGGAUAGAAAAACUGGUUGUGUAAUGUUACCUAGGUUACACUUGUUUUUAAGACGCGCAAUCACCACGUUAGUGUUCUGUACUACGAUUGUGUGUCUUAGCAGUGGGCGGUAACCAUGGUUACAGUUUUGUGUGGUUUCUCUUUUUGUAGGACAAUACUCGCCUUAUUACUGUCAAGCGCAUGUUUACUCUAUAGAUUUAUGUUUGUUGUAAUUGUAAAAUGUAAUUAAAUCAAUCAUCGGUUUUCUUGGACGAGAGCUAUAAAAUAUGUUUCUUGAAUCUUUUUGGAUUUGCAAUAAAUUUCAACAUUGUAUGGAGACUAUUUGUCUCAACUAGCUCUUGAAAUGUUUUGAAGAUAUUCCGUGUCAUUAAUUUAGGAUCAAAUGAUGAUUAUUAGAUGUUUUAUAGUGUGGGUUUACAGUUCUAGCUGGUUCUAGAAAAUGGAUUCGUGUGCAACAACAUGUGAUUUUCAUGCCGCUGCCUUAAACGAUUUCCUAGCCAAUUUCCAUUAUUUUAUAACUAAUGUAAAAACUACGGCAGGCUAGAAGUAUAUGUCGUCAUCUGUUAGAUUUAAUAUUAUAUCUGCUGUAACAUAUUUCACUAACUUUCUCGCAAUUUACCUUAUGUUUGAUAAUACUUGGAAAAGUCACCUUGUAAAACUUGUUAACGUGAAAAUGAUGUGAGUUCUUUUCACUUGUUUUAAAUAUUCGAUGAUCGUUAAA